AUGACUGAAAUGAGUUUAGAAAGGUUUAAGUCACUUCAUUGGCAACAACCUGGAGUGCGGGACUUGUCGGAUGGCGAACCCCCAUAUAGCGAACACCAAUCGGUCGGUGAUUAUGACAUUAAGCAAAUGAUUUCCAGCCAAGACGAGAGUAUUUACGACCUGUUUAUGAAUCUAAUACCGGAUAACAUAAUAGCGGCCACAUUUACGACACACUAUACAGCACUGGUAGCCCUCGACCCCCACAACCUGACCCUGGGCUACAAGAAAGUGUCCGAACGGGCCUUUAAGCCAAAUAUGUUGGGUUUGUGUGUAUUCUCACUAAUAUUGGGUUUCGCUGUUUUGCAAUUGGACUCAAAGGCAGACACUAUUCGCCAAAUUAUGCCAAUCGGGAUGUUUUGUUGGAUGUGUGUAGAAGCAAUUAAAAUGAAAUCCCCAGAAAAAGUUCUAGUUCAAUUGGGUUGGUUUUUUGGUACAGCUAUUAUUGGCCACUUGACAAUCUGGUUUAUUUUAUACCCGAUCAUAUAUGUGUCAAUCAUACGUAAGAAUCCGUAUAAAUUCUUAUUUAAUAUCAUUCCAGCAGUUGUCGUAGCAUUUGGCUCUUCUUCCAGUGCAAUGACUCUCCCGGUUACAAUACAGUGUAUGGAGGGUAAAAAUAAAUUAUCCAAGGUAGUUUCGCAAUUUGUACUACCAUUGGGAAUGACACUCAAUAUGAAUGGAAGCGCAAUGUAUUACCCGAUGGCCACCCUAUUUGUCGUUCAAAUGCAUGGUUUGCCAAUUACUUUUCAAAUGCUGCAUAUUUUCACUUAUUAUGACCAUGUCACUGCCGGGAGCUCCGACUGGUGGGGAAAGGUUACGUACUAUGACUAAUAUUAUGGGAGAUUGUUUCCUUGCGGCUAUUAUACAAAAGUUAUGUGACAUAAAAACCGAUAAUAAC
Molecule: messenger RNA, 934 nt
Organism: Medioppia subpectinata
Lineage: Eukaryota; Metazoa; Arthropoda; Arachnida; Sarcoptiformes; Oppiidae
Source: the annotation of a GenBank genome assembly